CAUAUAAUCAUACACUUACGCAAUGACUAUGUUUGUAGCAGGGACAUCUCCCGAGCAUACUCUGCGUGUAACAGGGCCAACCUUCCAGGAUACUCCCCCUCCACGUCCACCUAAGCCAGUUGACCGACAAACAGUGCAAGGUACGACGGGGCAAGAGAACCCUCCUCGGGAUAGACCUCCUCAACGUCCACCUAGAAGGGUUCCCUCGGUAACGGGGCCAGGUUCCCGAACGAAAGGACUGCCCCCAAAAGGUUAUCCUUCUACAUCAAAGAAAGUUUCCAUAGAGUUCUGCAGAUCGGAGACAAGCGACCCUCCAUUAUCACCAAAACCAGGUCCAAGAUCACCCAGGGUUCCGUCGCCACCAGAUCUUUCAGAUUCAGAGAUUGAGGAUUAUACUGAAAUCGAUGAUAUAAUACAACAGCCUGGAUUAACAGAUGAUGACAAAAGUAACGGAUAUGUCGGUGUUCAAACAAAGGAAGCCUUUUUGGAAAAGGUCCCCGAGAAACACAAGUUCACCUUACGAAACGUCCACAAAGAACUGAUGAAAUUAAUCAGAAAGAAAAAGUCAAUAGAUCCAGGGGAACAACCUGCUGAACAGGCCCACAUUAAACAUAAACCACGUAAUACAAGUAUAUCUAAUCAAAACAUUGGUCUAACACCUGAUCAGGUUCAGAGUAAGUCAGACUCUCGCAAGUGGUUUGAAUCUCUGAAACCAAAUGAUCUCUAUCAUUACUUGACGGAACUCAAACUGGAUAAAAUGGCCAUCACUUGUCGUGAUGAAGGACUAAAUGGAAAAUUCUUUAACUCCAUUACAGAUAAAGAGUUGGAGGUCGACUUCAGAUUAACAGGCCCCCAAAGAUUGAAAUUUCGUAGUUUUCAGGUUGAAGGGUGGAUGCCGAGUUUAUAAUUUAAUUAAUCCUGACAAAAAGACGAAAUCCGACAUAAACACGACGAAUGUGUUUCAAGUUAAACCAGCACUUAAAGUGGCUUACUGACGAAUUAGACAAUGGACAAUUUAUUUCAUUU
Molecule: messenger RNA, 1026 nt
Organism: Mizuhopecten yessoensis (Yesso scallop)
Lineage: Eukaryota; Metazoa; Mollusca; Bivalvia; Pectinida; Pectinidae
Product: integrator complex subunit 3 homolog
Exons: 7
Coding region: 23-907 (294 amino acids)
Source: RefSeq, a predicted model, not a curated record